Messenger RNA from Alnus glutinosa, 1807 nucleotides. Its product is annotated as UPF0481 protein At3g47200-like. The transcript has 3 exons. The record is from RefSeq and is a predicted model, not a curated record. The coding region runs from base 191 to 1627 and encodes 478 amino acids. NCBI's taxonomy places the organism in Eukaryota, Viridiplantae, Streptophyta, Magnoliopsida, Fagales, Betulaceae.
GUUUCAUCGAUCUUUCAAACAAGUCCUUAAUUUGUCGACGUAUUGUUAUUGAUAUUGUUGAUCGAGCGCGCGCAAGCAGCAAACUACUGUAGGAACCAAAAACCAAAUUCUGAGAGCUACUGAGCUAGUGGUGGAGCCGGAUAAAUAGUUACUGGAUCAGGCAAAAAAGGAACAAGAAAAAGAAUCAAAUAUGACUGAUCAUGUGAACAGAGAAGAUAGUGUUACUCUUGAAAUCAAAUCCUUGGAAUCUUCGAUAUGGGAUGCAAUGACCGACGAUAAUUUAUUCAUGUCGUCGCCUCAUGAGGCUUGUAUCUUCAGAACUCCCGCAACACUUAGAAGUCAAAAUGAAAAAGCUUAUAUCCCUCGUGCAUUUUCUUUUGGGCCUUUCCACCACGGCAAUCCAAAUUUGAAAGCCAUGGAAAAGAUUAAAGCUAACUAUUUGCGAGAUCUUUUGCCUCGUGUUUGUUUAACAACAGGUCUUGGAGAAAUUAUCAAAUCCAUCAAGGCCGUGGAAAAAAAGGCUCGUGCAUGUUAUGCUGAACCAAUUAGUUACAGCUCAGAUGAAUUUGUAAAAAUUUUGGUGAUCGAUGGUUGUUUCCUUAUUGAGCUGUUCCGCAAGUUUAAUUGCGACGAGCUUAAAGAAAAAAAUGACCCUGUUAUCGCCAUGGCUUGUGUAUCUUCAUUUCUAAGCCAUGACUUGGCCUUGCUAGAAAACCAAGUACCCUGGAUCGUACUUGAGCAGUUGUUCAAAGUCACCUUUGGCCGCCACGACAGGAAGCCCCUAAUUCAACUUGUCAUGGAAUUUUUUGGUCACAAUUUCUUGUCCUCCUUGCCGCCUCUUACGGUCCACUCUAGCCAAGACAUCAAGCAUAUUCUUGACCUGCUUAGAAAAUGGUUGGUUUCAUCGGUUGGGGAAGAUCUGAAAGAAAGCACAUCUACCCAGAAACACAUCCCUUCUGUCAUCCAAAAAAAAAAAAAAGAGAAACACAUCACUUCUGCUAUACAUCUCAUAGAAGCUGGAAUCAAAUUCAGAAGGAGUCCAUCUCUAAGCAUGGUAGAGAUAAAAUUUAAUGGGGAAGAAAGCACAAAUAUUCCAUGGGAACUCAUGCCUUCGGCUACACGUCUCAAAGAAGCUGGAAUCAAAUUCAGGAGUGGUACGUCUAAAAGCAUCCUGGACAUAAAAUUUGUUGACGGUGUUCUGGAAAUCCCUUCAUUGCUAAUUCAUGAUACGACAGAAACCUUAUUCCGAAAUCUGAUUAGUUAUGAGCAGUGUUACCCAGGUUGCGAAACCAGAUUCACUUCCUAUGCCGUACUUUUAGACAACCUCAUAAAUACCACAAAGGAUUUGGAGAUACUUUGCGAUAAGGGGAUCAUCCGUAAUUGGAUGGAUCCAGAGGCUGCCACGAUCUUCUUCAACAAGCUUUACAAUAAUACUGUCGUCGGGGAAUUCUGUUAUGCAAACCUUUGUGAGCAAGUGCAUAGUCAUUGCCGACGCCAAUGGCCUAGAUGGCGUGCAGUGCUUGUGCACAAUUAUUUUAACACUCCAUGGUCUGUUCUUUCGACAUUGGCCGCUCUCGUCCUAUUGAUCCUUACCUUCUUACAAACUUUCUACACCAUAAAAAAAUAGUUUUUUUUUUUUUUUAUCAAGAAAGUGUUCUAUAUAUGUAAUAUAAAUGUGGCAAAAAGUUUUAAGUUUUUUUUUGGAACUAUUGUUAGUCCUCAUCUUUAUCCAUUGCUGAUUUUGGCUUGGUUUCAACUUCAUGUAGGCUUGGGUUCAAUAAUGUGAAAUCAGUCACUUCACCUUUCA